AUGAUAUUCCUAUUUCUCUCCUUUCUCAGCACAAUUCCUGUGCUUGCAUUUGAAACCUGCUCUGCCUACUCUUGUAAACAUCAAUCUCAAAAAUUCGUCGAAGAUACUUGCUCCUUCUACGAGGCGGAAUCUGACAGAUACUGGCUUCACUCAUGCCAAAACGACCUUUCUUAUUACUGCAGCCCGGUUAUUGGAAAAAAUACUACCUGUUCUCUCCCACAAGCCAAAACAAAAUCGUCCUUAAAAUGGCCUGGUGAAAGCUGCAGAACAACUGAUGACUGCAAAUACAAUUAUAUUGGCGAAUGUGUUGAAAACGUCUGCCAAGGAAGCCCAGUCUUCGGAUUCUGCAGUGAUUCACAUUUUUGUGAGCCUGGAGCGUUCUGCAACAACCAAAAAAUCUGUGUAAAGCAAUUCCCAGACGGAGUUCAAGAUUGUGAAAAUGACUAUGAAUGUGAAAAUGGCUCUGGUUGUGAUGGCGGAAUUUGCAGGAAAUAUUUAAGCAUAAAAAUCAAUCAAGAAGUUUCCCAGUGCCUCAGCAACUCAAAUUUACUAUGUGAAUCUUCAUAUUGCUUUACAAAUUCAACAGAAAAUAAGCAUUACUGCUUGAGUUCUUUAGGAAAAAAUAAAAAAAAUCCAGUCGAAUGCAGCACUGACGAAGAAUGCAUGUCAAAGGUUGACACCAUUUCUGGAGUGUCACUGAGUCCAGGAUGCCAUUGUGGUAUUAACCCGAAAGGAAAAAAAUUCUGUGGGAUAUUACCUGGCGAUGAUGAAUAUUUAUAUUAUUUAGGACAAUUAGCGACGUGGUAUAGAUCUGAUGAAAUUAAAAAAUGUAAUACAAUGAGAAGGCACCAUCAGACGUGUAUUUUGGAUAAUUGGAGAGAAAAUGACGCGUAUAAGCUCAUGUUUUUGAGGGAGACUGUGGUUAAGUAUGUGGAUAUUCAAGAAAAUGACUAUUGUAUCGAGACUAUGAUAAAUUCUGAGUAUUUCGAGCUGGCCCAUAGGUAUAUGCAUACGAUUAAUAAAGACCCUCAUGGAUCACUUGUUGGGCAAAGUGGGUCUAUGUUGAUAGGCUCAUUAUCAUUAAUUGUCUCGAUGGUUUUCAAUUAA
Molecule: messenger RNA, 1107 nt
Organism: Blepharisma stoltei
Lineage: Eukaryota; Ciliophora; Heterotrichea; Heterotrichida; Blepharismidae
Source: the annotation of a GenBank genome assembly